Molecule: messenger RNA, 1963 nt
Organism: Sinocyclocheilus rhinocerous
Lineage: Eukaryota; Metazoa; Chordata; Actinopteri; Cypriniformes; Cyprinidae
Product: serine/threonine-protein phosphatase 4 regulatory subunit 3B-like
Exons: 6
Coding region: 328-1962 (544 amino acids)
Biological process (GO): protein dephosphorylation; DNA damage response
Cellular component (GO): protein phosphatase 4 complex; nucleoplasm
Molecular function (GO): protein phosphatase activator activity
Source: RefSeq, a predicted model, not a curated record
GCCAUCAGAAGAGCGACGACGCAGCGGAAGACACACAAGAUGGCGGCGAUCGGCGGAUAGACGAGCAUUCGCGCAAACACUCCGACGAUUCGGUGCUGAACUGCGAGAUAACCGCGACCCGAGGGAAGAUGAGGCUGACCGCGCGGCUGCUGCAGGGACUGCUCGGGACGGCGCGAGGUUAACCGGUGUAGGUACGCUAGGUGACUGAGGAGAAGUUAACGGUAGUGCUGUGACAGAAACGCGCGGCUCUCGGCUAACGUUAGAUUCGGCUCGUUUAGUGCGGGUUAGGAUGAGCGGCGGGCGUCAGUGCUAGUUCCGCUGGUGACGAUGAGCGACACCCGGCGGCGCGUCAAGCUGUACACGCUGAACGAGGAGCGGCAGUGGGAGGACCGGGGCACGGGGCAUGUGUGCUGCUCCCUCACCGACAGCCUGAGGGUCACCGGCGAGGCGGACGGCUCUCUGCUGCUGGAGUCCACCAUCCAGCCCGGCACCGCCUAUCAGAAGCAGCAGGACACGCUCAUCGUCUGGUCCGAGGCGGAGAACUGUGACCUGGCUCUGAGCUUCCAGGAGAAGGCGGGCUGUGACGAGCUCUGGGAGAAGAUCUGUCAGGUGCAGGGCAAGGAUCCGUCUGUGGAGAUCACGCAGGACCCCGGGGACGAGUCUGAGGAGGAGCUGGCGGAGAGCGGUCACCCGCUGGAGCUGCCCCCCUGCGAGCCGAGCCGUCUGGAGGAGCUGGAGGAGCUGGUGAUGUCCGUGCUGCCGUCGCCGGUCCGGCGGGAGAAGCUGGCGCUCGCUCUGCUCAGCCUGCUCAGCAUCAGGAAGCUGCUGCAGCUGUUCCGGGCGAACGAGGAGGCGGGGGACCGCCGGGGCCUGCAGCAGCUGCACCAGAUCGUGCGCGGCCUGCUCCUCCUCAACAAGGCCACGCUGUUGGAGGUGAUGUUCUCCGACGACUGCAUCAUGGACGUGGUGGGCUGCCUGGAGUACGAGCCGGCGCUGCUGCAGCCCAAGAGCCACCGCCAGUUCCUCACCGAGACGGCCCGCUUCAGAGAGGUGAUCCCCAUCAGGGACUCGGAGCUGCGGCAGAAGAUCCACCAGACCUAUCGCGUGCAGUACAUCCAGGACAUCAUCCUGCCCACACACUCCGUCCUCGAGGACAACUUCCUGUCCACGCUGUCCUCCUUCAUCUUCUUCAACAAAGUGGAGAUCGUCAGCAUGCUGCAGGUGUCGCUGUCUCCCCAGGACACGCUCAUCGUCUGGUCCGAGGCGGAGAACUGUGACCUGGCUCUGAGCUUCCAGGAGAAGGCGGGCUGUGACGAGCUCUGGGAGAAGAUCUGUCAGGUGCAGGGCAAGGAUCCGUCUGUGGAGAUUACGCAGGACCCCGGGGACGAGUCUGAGGAGGAGCUGGCGGAGAGCGGUCACCCGCUGGAGCUGCCCCCCUGCGAGCCGAGCCGUCUGGAGGAGCUGGAGGAGCUGGUGAUGUCCGUGCUGCCGUCGCCGGUCCGGCGGGAGAAGCUGGCGCUCGCUCUGCUCAGCUCAGGGUACAUCAGGAAGCUGCUGCAGCUGUUCCGGGCGAGCGAGGAGGAGGGGGACCGCCGGGGCCUGCAGCAGCUGCACCAGAUCGUGCGCGGCCUGCUCCUCCUCAACAAGGCCACGCUGUUGGAGGUGAUGUUCUCCGACGACUGCAUCAUGGACGUGGUGGGCUGCCUGGAGUACGAGCCGGCGCUGCUGCAGCCCAAGAGCCACCGCCAGUUCCUCACCGAGACGGCCCGCUUCAGAGAGGUGAUCCCCAUCAGGGACUCGGAGCUGCGGCAGAAGAUCCACCAGACCUACCGCGUGCAGUACAUCCAGGACAUCAUCCUGCCCACACACUCCGUCCUCGAGGACAACUUCCUGUCCACGCUGUCCUCCUUCCUCUUCUUCAACAAAGUGGAGAUCGUCAGCAUGCUGCAGGUGUGUGUGUGAG